CGCCCCUCCGUGCGCCGCACAAGCAAGGCAGGCAGCACACGCACCGCACCGAGCGAGCGAGCGAGCGAGCGAACGAGCCCAGCCGUCGGUAACGGAGAAGAUGGCAGAGCGGCAACAACAGAAACACGAAGGCAGGGUAAAGAUCGGCCAUUACAUCCUCGGCGACACGCUCGGAGUGGGGACAUUCGGGAAAGUGAAGAUCGGAGAGCAUCAGUUGACGGGCCAUAAAGUGGCUGUGAAGAUCCUGAACAGACAGAAGAUCCGUAGCCUCGAUGUCGUCGGGAAGAUCAAACGAGAGAUCCAGAAUCUCAAACUGUUCAGACACCCACACAUCAUCAAGCUGUACCAGGUGAUAAGUACACCCACAGAUUUCUUCAUGGUUAUGGAGUAUGUGUCUGGAGGCGAGCUGUUUGACUACAUCUGCAAACAUGGACGGGUGGAGGACACAGAAGCUCGCCGUCUUUUCCAGCAGAUUAUCUCAGCUGUAGACUACUGCCACAGGCACAUGGUGGUCCACAGAGACCUCAAACCUGAGAAUGUCCUGCUGGACGCCAACAAGAACGCCAAGAUUGCCGACUUUGGUCUGUCAAACAUGAUGUCAGAUGGGGAGUUUCUGCGGACAAGCUGUGGCUCACCCAACUAUGCAGCUCCUGAGGUCAUCUCAGGAAGGCUCUAUGCAGGCCCAGAGGUGGACAUCUGGAGCUGUGGAGUGAUCCUGUACGCCCUGCUGUGCGGCACUCUGCCCUUCGACGAUGAGCACGUCCCCACGCUCUUUAAGAAGAUCAGAGGAGGCGUCUUCUACAUCCCAGAGUACCUGACCCGGUCUGUGGCCUCGCUUCUGAUGCUCAUGCUGCAGGUUGACCCUCUGAAGAGAGCCACCAUCAAAGACAUCAGGGAACACGAGUGGUUUAAGCAGGACCUGCCAGGCUACCUGUUCCCUGAAGACCCUUCAUAUGAUGCCACAGUCCUGGACGAGGAGGCCGUCAGGGAAGUGUGUGAGAAGUUUGAAUGCACCGAGUCUGAGGUUGUGUCCAGCCUUUACAGUGGAGAUCCACAGGAUCAGCUAGCAGUGGCCUAUCACCUUAUCAUAGACAACCGGCGCAUCAUGACCCAGGCCAGUGAGUUCUACUUGGCCUCCAGUCCUCCCCAGGGCUCCUUCAUAGAAGAGGGCAUGCCACUACCCCCUGGAAUCAAACCCCACCCAGAGAGGAUGCCUCCACUCCUGGCCGACAGCCCCAAGUCUCGUUGUCCCCUGGAUGCUCUCAACACCACCCGGCCCAAACCUCUGGCAGUGAAGAAAGCCAAGUGGCACCUCGGUAUCAGGAGUCAGAGCAGACCCUACGAUAUCAUGGCUGAAGUGUACAGGGCUAUGAAACAACUCAACUUUGACUGGAAGGUUGUGAACCCAUACCAUCUGCGAGUGCGGAGGAAGAAUCCAGUGACGGGCAACCUGGUGAAAAUGAGCCUGCAGCUCUACCAGGUGGACAACAGAUCCUACCUCCUCGACUUCAAGAGCAUUGAUGAUGACAUCAUUGAGGCUGUGGGCUUUAAAUCGGGUUCGUCCACUCCUCAGAGGUCGGGCUCCACGGCCGGUCUCCACAGACCCAGGCUGAGCAUCGACUCGGCGAGCCCUGCCAUUGAUCUGCCUCAGCUCAGCUCCUCUCUCCCUGGAUCCCUGUCCGGUAGCUCGCCUUUGCUCACCCCACGUCAGGGAUCGCACACCAUGGACUUCUUUGAGAUGUGUGCCAGUCUGAUCACCACACUUGCACGCUGAGGCCUGAGGACUCCUAACCUCGCUGUAACCUGGAUGUCAGUGGGGUUUUUAAGCCAUUUGCAGAUCUGGGAUGUAAGGAGUGGAGGUGUUUUGCUUGACUUCCUCUUUCUGUCUCCUCUCCAUCUCUGUUCCAGUCGUAUUGGACUGGAAGGGUGAAGAGCAGAGCCUGUGCAGUGUACCCUCAGAUGAAGGAGAGAGAGAAAGAGGGAGGCCUUUGGUCAGAAAAGCAGAUUAAUCGCUUUGUUUCUUGUUUUGCCACAGUCCUUGGGGUCAGAGUCUUGGUGUUUAAACAUUGGGCCGCAGCUGAUCCUGGGACUGGAAACUGUGAGCAAGUGGAGGCCGGCGGAGGUCACAGUUCACACCCAUGUCGGAGUCUGCAAAGGUCAAGUUCACUGUCGCUCAUCCCUCUGAUACCUUCAAUCUAUUACCAACUGCUGAAACGUCGUCACCCAC
This is a messenger RNA of Toxotes jaculatrix (banded archerfish), 2227 nucleotides long. It is a transcript of the gene prkaa2, whose product is annotated as protein kinase, AMP-activated, alpha 2 catalytic subunit. The transcript is spliced from 10 exons. Gene Ontology annotation, biological process: protein phosphorylation; intracellular signal transduction. The record is from RefSeq and is a predicted model, not a curated record. Gene Ontology annotation, cellular component: cytoplasm. NCBI's taxonomy places the organism in Eukaryota, Metazoa, Chordata, Actinopteri, Toxotidae. Bases 101 to 1774 code for a protein of 557 amino acids. Gene Ontology annotation, molecular function: ATP binding; protein serine/threonine kinase activity.